This is a messenger RNA of Hibiscus syriacus, 738 nucleotides long. Its product is annotated as thioredoxin Y1, chloroplastic-like. Bases 80 to 583 code for a protein of 167 amino acids. The transcript is spliced from 4 exons. Gene Ontology annotation, cellular component: cytoplasm. Gene Ontology annotation, molecular function: protein-disulfide reductase activity; oxidoreductase activity, acting on a sulfur group of donors, disulfide as acceptor. The record is from RefSeq and is a predicted model, not a curated record. Lineage: Eukaryota; Viridiplantae; Streptophyta; Magnoliopsida; Malvales; Malvaceae.
GGAUUAAAAAUCUACGCCCGAACACCAGAUAACCUAACCAAGUAGAAUUUGUUAUCGGGUUCUUCAAAUUUCCGGGAAAAUGGCGAUCUCAGUUUCGGCAUCAGCAACUGUUCCUUCGCUUAAUCGACGAAGCUCAACUGGGUUACCCCCUUAUUAUUGUUCUUCCAACUUAUCUUUCUCGUCUUCUCUUCAACUUCAACCCAUUCGAUUCGUUAAUAGACCAGUUUCCUCUCGCUAUCGUUCUUUUCAAGUUGAAGCAAAGAAGCAAACAUUUAAAUCAUUGGAUGAUUUGUUGGCGAAUUCCGACAAGCCUGUGUUGGUUGACUUCUAUGCGACCUGGUGUGGACCUUGUCAAUUCAUGGUUCCAGUCCUCGAUGAAGUGAGUGCUACUCUGAAAGAUAAGAUUCAGGUUGUGAAAAUCGACACCGAGAAGUACCCCAGCAUUGCUGAUAAAUAUAAAAUACAAGGAUUGCCCACUUUCAUCAUAUUUAAAGAUGGGAAGCCCUUUGAUCGUUUUGAGGGUGCCUUGGGUGCUGAUCAGCUCAUUCAACGCAUUGAAACUUCGUUAAGUGUCAAGCAAUAGCCCCGGUGAGCCUCAGAUAUCUUACCGAAAGAGAAUUGUUCCCCUUCACUUGGGUUAGAAUACUGGAUUGGAGUAUUGAAACUGGUGAUGAACUCACAUUGUAAUCCAUAUACCUUACUCGUCUUUUUUUAUGUAGAUGAUUUUUUUAUAUGCCA